CAUUCGGUGCUAAGCUCUCCCCGCGAACGGUCGUGUCCGAUCUCCGGUCUCCGAUCCACGAUCCACGAUCCCCGAUCUCCGAUUUUCGGUUCACGUUCUAUACGGUACCCGAUUUUCGCAGGUAUCGAGCUUUGUUCAGUUCGGGCAACUCCAAAGUCGAGACGUGUCGUCGGGUGCGUGCGUGUGCGCGAAUCUGAACAGAAAAAAGCGAAAAAAGUGCCGAUCCGAAAAGGCAGCGUUACGAGUUCCGCCUCUCCCUCUCCAAAACGUCUAGAUCUGGCCAGAGGAUCCGUGGUUAUCGACGUAUGCAUGUCUUAUAGAAGAUAAGACGCCAAGAGAGGAAGCUAGAAGGAUCCACUGCCAGCGCACCCACCACUCACAAAUCAUCAGCACAGCCAUGGAACGCGUCCACCUGACCGCCUGGUUGGCCCUGUUCCUCAUCGUGGUCGCCGCCGCCACGCCCACUCCCGCUCGCCCGCCCACCGACUGCCCGGCGGACUGCAGCUGCAGCUUGGCCCAGCACACGCACAAGCCACUGUACCACCUCAAGUGCAACAGCACCCGUGGCCUAAGGCAGGCCGAGAAGUCGUUCCAGUCGACGGUGCCGGUGCACUCCAUCGAUCUGUCCCACCUGAACCUCACCCGCUUGAGCCAUGUGCUGGACAAGCUGCCUGAGCUAACCUCCGCCGACUUGUCGCACAACCAGCUGAGGGAUCUGGGUCAUCUGGGCAAGGGCCUGAAGCGACUGAACCUGAAGCACAAUCAGCUCACCUCGAACAAGCUGAGGAAACUGCCGCAGCAUCUGCAGGUGCUCAACCUGCAGCACAACAACAUCAGCCACCUGCCGCUGGAGCUGACUCACAUGCACCAGUUGCACCAGCUGGAGCUGAGCCACAACGCCAUCAACUGCUCCUGCCAGACGCUGGAGGUGCGCAACUGGCUGGUGGAGCGCAUCGUCUACAUGGAACACCCCGUUGUCUGCUCCUAUCCCCUGGAGUUCAGGGGUCGCUCUUGGCUGCAGUUGAAGCAGGAUGAGAUCUGCAAGAAGGAGAAGUACCAAUGGUUCGAUACCGAUACCGAGGAGAACGAACUGAUGAUGGGCGACCAGCCGGCUGCUGCUUCUGCAGAACGCGAGGAUGAGGAGGAACUGGGCAAGGACUUUCUGCCCAUCGUUGGAAAUCCCGCAGCCACAGCGAAGAAGGUUCGCUCGCCGCAGAGCCCGGUUCCUGGUGACCAGGUGGAGGGAUCCGGAGACCUCAGCGAAACCAAUAUGGAGCUUAAGUUGCCCGAAGAGACCGUUGCAGAGCCUGAAGCUGCUGAAUCUCAGCUGGUGGAUGCUGCAGCCGUUGCUGAUGCUCCUGUGCCCCAGGAGCACAUCGUUAAGGACGACGACGAGGAUGACGAGGGAUCUGGCAGCGGCGGUGGUCUGCUCAUCAUUCCCGAUCUCUCCAAAGUGAGGAUUACCUCCGAAGACGAGCUGGAUAGCGAUGGCAAGCCAGAGGAGAGCGAUGCCAGACCUCUGGAGAAUCCAGAGCAUUCGGAGAAUCCAGACACUGUCUUCUCCAACAAAAUCGGUAUCUAUGAAGGCGACCAGGAGGAGAAGAAGCCCGUGGAAGAAGAUAGUAUCGUGCCCGUGGUGUUGACAAAUCUGAACACAGGUCUGGCUUCCGAUGUGGUGACUGAUGGGCCACUGGACGACAGCAAGGAGUCCGAGGACAUCCUGACCGCCAAGAUAGGCAAGCCAAAGGACGACAGUAGCGCUAUCUACUAUCUGCUGGCCGUGAUUGGACUGAUUGUGGUGGGCCUGGUGCUCUUCGUGGCCAUCAAGCGUUGCAAGUACGACAGCAAUGCGGCCGCCCGCGAUGCGGAGGCUCAGCGGCAGACGGAGCUCCUGGACAUGGACAAGAAGCAGCUGGGCAAGCCGCUGCACAAGAACGGCCAUGGCAACGGCCAGGAGCACUCGCCACUGAUCGGUGAGAAGACCAAACUGGACGAGGCACAGAUUGUGAAGAAGCCCUACGAGAACGGUGACGCCAAGGACGGGGCUGGUCAGCAGCCCCUGCUCAAUGGCAACGGGUCGGCCAAUGGAGGUGCCAAGGAGGCACCCGAAAGCGGCGAGCCUGCCGCCCAUGAAUACUACCCCAUCAGUCCACGCUACCCCACUCCGCAAUCGCCCAGGGCAUCCAAGUACGCACAGCAACAGCAGCUCGCCGAGCAGAACAACAACGAGCCAGAUGCCGCCUACCUGCCCUCGUCGCCCAAGUCCGGAAGGUACUCGCCCGUCUACUCCCCGGAGACGGGUCGCGUCAAGAUCAAGCUGACGGAGACCCCCAAGCCCAAGACACCCAUGCUGGUGACGCGCAGCAAGUCCAAUGCCGGGGACAUCAUCACCACGCCCGUCAGACCCAUCGAACCCACCCACCAGGUGAUCAAUGGCCACUGAUUGCAGCUAGCCAUCCACUCUCGACACAGCCCGACCUUCCCGACUCGCCCCCACUACGUAACCCAUUGCCAUCCGUUGGCAUUUGACAGCAGAAGAACUGUGUUCCAUACCCAAGCAUUAGUUUUAUUCUGUAGUUAGAUAUUCUUAUCAAAUUCAAGUUAGACAAAUGCCAUCGGAUUGGGCAACUGGGAACCGGGGUGUAUUCCCUCCUCAGCUUCAUCACCAGCAACAUACGGCAGCGACAUGUGCAGCAGCAACAUGUGCUGCAGCAACACGUUCUACACGUGCAACACAUGCAACACAUGCAACAUCUGCUGCAGCAGCAUCUAGAAUAAAGCAGAAGCCAAGGCGACGAAAACAAACAAGCAAACUAUUCGUGUUAAGCACCCUACUUUGUGACCCCCUCUUAAUUGUGAACGACAAGUAGUGUUUUAGCUAUAAGUAAAUUAAUUACACCUAAGCGUAAAUCUAGUUUAAUACCAAAGUUAAAAAAAUAUAUGCGUUUAAACAAUGAAAUCAGUCGUCGAGUGCAAAAUGAAAUGAAAAUAUCAAUGAGCAUGAUAAAUGCUUUCAAACUGCAUCUGCAUGUGAUGUUCACACCAUACUUACUGUAUAUGUAUGUACUUUUAUAACCUACCUAUAUACUGUAAACUACUUAAGCUGCGUUCUCUCGUGAAAUUAUAAUGUGUGAGUUCAUUAAAAGCAAGCGAACUUCUAAAAUA
Molecule: messenger RNA, 3165 nt
Organism: Drosophila yakuba
Lineage: Eukaryota; Metazoa; Arthropoda; Insecta; Diptera; Drosophilidae
Gene: wdp
Product: protein windpipe
Exons: 3
Coding region: 398-2443 (681 amino acids)
Cellular component (GO): plasma membrane
Molecular function (GO): protein binding
Source: RefSeq, a predicted model, not a curated record